CGUUUAGAUGUGGAUGACAACGGCAAUCGCCGUCAUCUCGAUAUCUUCGUUGUGCAACGUGCGUUCCCAUUCGCAAACACCAAAUAUGGUCGAGUGAUUUCGGACGGACGUCUCUGGUUUUUUUCCCUCCGAAUCGGCCGACGUUGUCCAUGCUAAAUGCUAAUAUUCUCCUCCUACCGCCCCGUCUCUUGAGUCACACCGCAGAUACUACCUCAUAAUAGUCUCCCCUUCCCCUCCUCGCACCACCGUAUAGUCGACUGAUGACGACGGCGGCCGACGGUACACACACGACCACGACGACGGUAUACGGCGUACGCACCGUGUUCCGGUUUCCCGUUCGCGCGCGCCACACACUUUCGGCAAUCUGUCCGAAUCGCGUUGUCUGUGAUAUUAUCCGUUUUCGUUGACAACGCAUUUGAGUUUGCUGUGACUGCCAAUAAUAAUAAUUAUUUUUAUCGUAAUUUAAUAAUAAUCACCGGCCGUCUGGAUUUCAACAGUUAGCGUGUGUUGGUCGUUCGAAAAACGCCGGUCGCUCUUUAGUUCAGUGUCGUGUAUAUGUGCGUGUGUGUGUGUGUGUAUGCGCGCGCGACUAUUACCGUGUCCCCGAGAUAACGCCCAGCCGAAAAAAAGAAGAAAUAAAAAAACAAUAUUAGAAUAUUUAAUACACUAGGUACACGUUACGUAAAAACACGAAUUUAAAUAAAUAAUUCCUGUUGCAUGAGUCACCGAGAUGUCUUUUAAAGUAAGAAGCAGCAAGUUUCGUCAUGUUUACGGUACAGCAUUGAAACGAGAAUAUUGUUAUGACAAUAUUAGAGUAUCCAAGUCCUCUUGGGAUUCAACAUUUUGUGCCGUUAACCCAAAAUUUGUGGCUUGUAUUGUUGAAUCGGCUGGUGGCGGAGCCUUCAUUGUUCUACCUCUUAAUAAGACCGGAAGAUUGCCUGCAGACCAGCCAGUAGUGGGAGGCCAUAAAGGACCAGUAUUAGACAUAGCCUGGUGUCCACAUAACGAUAAUGUGAUUGCCAGUGGUUCUGAAGAUUGUGUUGUAAAGGUUUGGCAAAUUCCAGAUGGUGGUAUUUCGCGGACACUGACCGAGUCUGUUGUUGAUCUGAUCUAUCACCAAAGGAGAGUUGGUCUGGUUUUAUGGCAUCCAACUGCGCGAAAUAUUUUAUUAUCAGCAGGUUCUGACAAUCAAGUAGUAAUUUGGAAUGUUGGUGUUGGUGAGCCACUCAUUCACAUUGAUUGCCAUCCUGACAUAGUGUUUAGUGCAUCUUGGAAUUUUGAUGGAUCACAGUUGUUGACUACGUGUAAAGAUAAAAAACUUAGACUUAUAAAUCCUCGAAGUGGUGAAGUUGAACAGGAAGUAAUUUGUCAUGAAGGCAGUAAAGCCUCUCGAGGUAUUUUCUUGAAAGGAGGAUUGAUAUUUACUACAGGCUUCAGCAAACUGUCUGAAAGACAGUAUUCAUUGAGGUCUCCUGAAAAAUUGGAUGACCCAAUUGUAAUGGUUGAGCUUGAUACGAGCAAUGGUGUCAUGUUCCCAUUGUAUGAUCCUGACACAAGCAUGAUUUAUUUGUGUGGAAAGGGAGACAGUGUAAUAAGGUAUUUUGAAAUUACUGCCGAACAUCCAUUUGUACAUUACAUAAAUACUUUCCAAACGCCUGAUCCUCAAAGAGGUAUUGGUAUGAUGCCAAAACGUGGUUGUGAUGUAUCGAUUUGUGAGAUUUCAAAAUUUUAUCGGCUAAACAACUCUGGACUAUGUCAAGUCAUCAGUAUGACUGUUCCCAGAAAAUCGGAAUUGUUUCAAGAAGAUCUGUAUCCAGAUACAAUAGGGGAUAUUCCAGCUAUUGAAGCUGAGGAUUGGUUUAACGGUCAAGAUGCUGAGCCAAUUUUAAUUUCAUUAAAGGAUUAUCAUCAGCCGACCCGAUUACCAACUGCAUCGGAAAUGAAAGUGGCGAAAAAGCCAAACAUAUUGGAUAAACCAUCAGCAAACAAAAGUGUUUCUAAAACGAGUUCAAACAACAAUACCCUUACGGCACCAGUUGGUGUAGCAAAACCUCAAUUCCAUCAACCAUCAUCAAUCCCAGAUGAUAUAGUGAAAGAGUUCAAAGAAGAGAUACGCAAGCUGAAAGCGAUGAUUGUCAAACAUGAAAAUCGUAUCCGGGCAUUGGAAGCUCGGGCAGCUGAGGAUUGUACUGACAAAGGGAGAAACUCGGGCGACGGACCAACGAAGAACAAUGACCACAAGGAUAUCCAUGACGAAUCUAAAGAAGAUGACCUGGACGCCAACAUUGAUGACUGAGUAUGCGGUAGAAUCAACAAUUAUUAAUUUUAAAACCUAUUUUGAGACCCAUAAUAUGUCAUUAUUGUUUCGUUCACAUAGACUAAAAAUUGGUGAGAACUUGUAAUAUUUAUCACACAUUAUCAUGCUCAAAGUGGUUUCAAUUCUAUAUUUCUCUAGUCUUCAGCGUGUGGUUUAUGUAUUAGUAUACAUUUCAAUAUCGAUUAUAUUAAGUACAUCUUUUCCCCUUGAUUUUUAAUAGCUCUUUACGCUUUUUUGUACGAGUUUGGUAUUAUUAAUUCAUGCAUUCUCUCGGCACUUUUUAUCUACAACACAAUAUUUUGUUUUUCGUUUUUUUUUUGUUAAAUCAAUAACAAUGAGUGGUAAUUUUAUUAAAAUAAAAGUAUUGUAUUUUUUUACUGUAUUUGUUAGAUUUGAGAGCUAGUUGGAGGCAUACAUUGUAAAAGUGUUUUACUUGAUUUUUUUUAACAAUUUGAAAUUGGAUAUACUAUAAUUAUUUUGUUUAACUUUAUUUAUUUUUUAAUAAUUAGAUCAUACUAUGGUAAUUAAAUUAAUAAUUUCAAAGGAAACUGAUAGUUCCUAAGCAAAGAAUUUUCAUGUAUCAUCAGAGAAAUUAACAAAGUCUGAAGAAUCUACAUAUGUGCCUCCAAAAAACUGAAUUAAACUAAGAAUCUCUAGUCUUUUUGAGCAUUAUAAAACCAAUUAUUAAAGAAAAGUUGAUAAAUUAUUUUAUUAUGUAAAUAAUAACAAAAAUUCUCUAAUAAUAAAUGUCAAUUAGAGUAUACAACGAAUGUAUUUUUAAAUUUAACAAUAAACAAAUUUUAGUGCUGAAUGAAACGAGUUAAUAUUUAUAGUACUUACUAGAUGUGAUAAUAACAUUCAGUCUGUGCGAAUUAAUAUUUAAUAUAUAGUUGUAAUUUAAUACCAUAAAUAUAAUUGUAUUAGUUUAUCUAAUGCCUCUUAUCAGUCUUGGUCCUUAAAUUUGCUAAAAUUUUAGUUCUUAAAAACAGUUAUUCGUGUAGAAUCAAUAAAAUUAACUGUUAUGUUAUUAUUUUUCAUAAAUAAUUUAGAUAAUUAUUCGCCAACUAUAAUACUUUUUGAUUACUGUAGAUGUGCUAAUACUAGUACUGAGAAUAGUUAUUUUUAAUUUGUAACAAUUAUACUAUAUGGUGUAUUUUCAUUUAAUAAAAAAAAAUCAGUUUUAUUGUUACAAAAUAUUAAAAUAAUUUUUAGAACUGCCUUUAAUAAUUUGGUUCUUUUUGCUUAACUUUUUUUUUAAUAAACAUUUGAAUUGCCUUGUUUUGCAUUUAAAAUCUAAUUGUAUAUAAUAAUUAUGUACUAAGCUUUGUAUACAACGACGACAGCCAUGAUUUAUAAGUUUAACAAUUUUUACUAAUAAUAUAAAAAUGUAAAGACAAAUUGUUUGAAGGCUAACAAAGUACACUUGUUGUGGUAAGCAUCUACAGUCAAACUUUAAUGUGUUUUAUUACCAAAUGGUACAACUACAAUUUUUUAUUAUUAUUUACAUUCACUUGUUAUUAUAACAAUGAAAUAAUUAAAAUAAGAAUAUAAUAUUUUUUAACUUUUAUAUAAAAAAAACUACCUAACAGGGUGCUUAAGCGAAUUUGUUGUAUGUUAACCCUUUGCAAUAAUCUGAGUGCCAAUUUUAUAUUUUAAUAAUUAUAAGCUUCCCUCGAGUUAAAAAAAAUUAACACUUACGAGUUUAUAUUUGACUAUUGAUACUGAUGGAAAAGUAUUUAUAAUUCUACAUCAAUUAAAAAAAAGAACAAUUGUUUUAAUAAUAAUAAUAAAAAAAUAUAUUAUUGGAAAUUGUUGGCAUCACAUAAUGACACGCCCAAAUGUGGUGUAUUAAGAGCAAAUAAAACCAAAGCACCUUCUCUAACCGUUUUCCAAUCUUUAAUUUUCAUAAUGUACAUAUAAAUUAUAAUAUACUUUAUAUAAAUUUGUUAUCUAUUUUUAUACAUUUUGUAUAAUUUGUUUUCGUCAUUAUUUUAAUGUAUUUUUAUUAUUAUUAUUUUGGCUAUUAUUUAUGACUUAACACGCUACAAUACUAUAUAUUUAUAUAUUAUAUACCCUGUCUAAGAUUAAAGCUUUAUAUACUACUAAAAGUAAACUUUUCUUCCGUUAAUGUCUCACCCGAAUAAUAAUUCUUAUAUA
Molecule: messenger RNA, 4474 nt
Organism: Adelges cooleyi (spruce gall adelgid)
Lineage: Eukaryota; Metazoa; Arthropoda; Insecta; Hemiptera; Adelgidae
Gene: coro
Product: coronin-1C
Exons: 9
Coding region: 731-2296 (521 amino acids)
Biological process (GO): actin filament organization
Molecular function (GO): actin filament binding
Source: RefSeq, a predicted model, not a curated record